ACAACUUCUAACUCUCCUCAAUCCAACUCUGAUCUCUUCGUCUACUACUGCAAGCACUGUGGAUCUCACCUCCUCAUAACUGAUACCCAGUUGCAGAAAAUGCCCAAAAGGAAGACUGACAAAGCUUAUGUGUUGGACAAGAGCAAACAUCUUGCAAGGCUUAACAUUGCUGAGGCUGGAAAAGUUGUAUUGAAAAGGGGUGAGGGGAAAAUGGAGAAGCAAUUUCGUAUGAACUGUGUGGGUUGUGGACUCUUUGUUUUCUAUCGCUCAGAAGAAGAUUUGGAAGGUGCUUCUUUCAUUUAUGUUGUUGAUGGUGCUCUAAGCACGGUUGCUGCUGAAACCAACCCACAGGUAUAAGUUAUGAUGCCAAUUUAACUCAGAAACUGCUUAAGCUGAUCUUGCUUGGCCUUCUUCAUUAUCAUUUGGUGAUUAUUGCAGGUGGAGGAUUUGUCUGCUAGGCAAGUAUAUGAGAAACUUCUGGAGGCUGUAACUUUGAGGUUGUACAAUUUACAUGUCAAUUGUAAUGAAAGAUAAGAUCCAUUCAACUUGUACGUUUACCCCGGACAUCCUGGACUUCAAAUUAUUCUUCUGUUAGUUGUGAUUGUUGUAAUGCAAUGUUGCAAUGUCAAAAAUUCAAUUGCACAACCUGAGUCUAUUUGAUGAUAAUUCCAGUUAAUUCUGUCUGUA
This is a messenger RNA of Prunus dulcis (almond), 687 nucleotides long. RefSeq names its product UPF0235 protein At5g63440-like. The transcript has 3 exons. The annotation marks the transcript as partial. NCBI's taxonomy places the organism in Eukaryota, Viridiplantae, Streptophyta, Magnoliopsida, Rosales, Rosaceae. The record is from RefSeq and is a predicted model, not a curated record.